Elgaria multicarinata webbii is the source of this 6865-nucleotide messenger RNA. RefSeq names its product clathrin heavy chain like 1 (gene CLTCL1). Gene Ontology annotation, biological process: receptor-mediated endocytosis; intracellular protein transport. The coding region runs from base 20 to 5059 and encodes 1679 amino acids. Gene Ontology annotation, molecular function: clathrin light chain binding; structural molecule activity. Lineage: Eukaryota; Metazoa; Chordata; Lepidosauria; Squamata; Anguidae. The transcript has 33 exons. Gene Ontology annotation, cellular component: clathrin coat of trans-Golgi network vesicle; clathrin-coated endocytic vesicle; clathrin complex. The record is from RefSeq and is a predicted model, not a curated record.
UUCCACCCCCAACCCAGCCAUGGCUCAAAUACUCCCCAUAAGAUUCCAGGAGCACUUUCAGCUCCAAAACCUUGGAAUUAAUCCAGCAAACAUUGGAUUCAGUACCUUAACAAUGGAAUCUGACAAAUUCAUAUGUAUCCGUGAAAAAGUUGGUGAGCAAGCACAGGUUGUGAUCAUAGACAUGAGUGAUCCAACAACUCCUAUCAGGCGUCCAAUCUCUGCAGAGAGCGCUAUCAUGAACCCAGCUUCUAAAGUAAUUGCUCUGAAAGCGGGGAAAACACUCCAGAUCUUUAACAUUGAGAUGAAAAGUAAAAUGAAAGCACACACGAUGGCCGAGGAAGUGAUCUUUUGGAAAUGGAUAUCUGUGAAUACAGUUGCCUUAGUGACUGAGACUGCAGUUUAUCACUGGAGUAUGGAAGGCGACUCUCUACCACAAAAGAUGUUCGACAGGCAUGCCAGUCUCGCAGGCUGCCAAAUCAUCAACUAUAGAACAGAUGAAAAUCAAAAGUGGCUACUCCUAAUAGGAAUCUCUGCCCAGCAAAAUCGCGUAGUGGGUGCCAUGCAGCUGUAUUCUGUGGAUCGAAAAGUUUCCCAGCCUAUUGAGGGCCACGCAGCAGCCUUUGCAGAGUUCAAGAUAGAAGCCAACGCCAAGCCCUCCACGCUUUUCUGUUUUGCUGUGCGAAGUCCUGCAGGAGGCAAGCUGCAUAUAAUUGAAGUGGGUCAACCUGCUGCUGGAAACCAGCCCUUUGUCAAGAAAGCCGUCGAUGUGUUUUUCCCUCCUGAGGCUCAAACAGAUUUCCCGGUCGCAAUGCAGAUUGGAACAAAGCAUGGUGUUAUCUACCUGAUCACAAAAUAUGGAUACAUUCAUAUGUAUGACUUGGAAUCUGGAGUGUGCAUCUACAUGAACCGAAUUAGUGCAGACACCAUCUUCGUAACUGCACCUCAUGAACCUACCUCGGGAAUUAUUGGAGUGAAUAAAAAAGGGCAGGUCCUGUCUGUUUGCGUGGAAGAAGAUAACAUUGUGAACUAUGCCACCAAUGUCCUCCAGAAUCCUGAUCUGGGUCUGCGUAUGGCUAUCCGGAGUAACUUAGCCGGAGCUGAAGAACUCUUUGCCAGGAAAUUCAAUACUCUUUUCGCACAGGGAAACUAUGCAGAAGCAGCUAAAGUGGCAGCAUCUGCUCCAAAGGGAAUCCUGCGCACUAGCGAUACCAUCCGGAAAUUCCAGAGCGUACCAGCUCAACCUGGCCAGGCCUCUCCCUUGCUGCAGUACUUUGGUAUCCUCCUUGAUCAAGGCCAGCUCAACAAAUUCGAGUCCCUAGAACUCUGCCGUCCUGUUCUUCAGCAAGGCCGUAAGCAGCUCCUAGAAAAAUGGCUGAAAGAAGAUAAGCUGGAAUGCUCUGAGGAGCUAGGAGAUUUAGUAAAGACUGCUGACCCGACUCUUGCCCUCAGUGUUUAUCUCCGUGCGAAUGUACCAAACAAAGUAAUCCAGUGUUUUGCAGAAACAGGUCAAUUCCAGAAAAUAGUUCUUUAUGCAAAAAAGGUUGGCUAUACCCCAGAUUGGAUUUUCUUGUUGAGAAGCGUGAUGAGGGUCAGCCCAGAUCAGGGCCUUCAGUUUUCUCAGAUGUUGGUACAGGAUGAAGAGCCGCUAGCCAACAUCAAUCAGAUUGUUGAUGUAUUCAUGGAGAACAGUUUAAUUCAGCAGUGUACCUCCUUCUUGUUGGAUGCCUUGAAAAAUAAUCGCCCUGCUGAAGGUCACCUUCAAACUCGCCUGCUUGAGAUGAACCUCAUUCAUGCUCCGCAGGUUGCAGAUGCCAUCCUGGGAAACCAAAUGUUCACGCACUACGAUCGUGCCCACAUUGCCCAGCUUUGUGAAAAAGCAGGCUUGUUGCAGAGAGCACUGGAACACUACACUGAUCUUUAUGACAUCAAGCGUGCUGUUGUGCACACCCACCUUUUGAACCCAGAGUGGCUUGUGAACUACUUUGGCUCUCUGUCAGUUGAAGACUCCGUUGAAUGCCUCCGUGCAAUGCUGUCUGCCAACAUCCGGCAAAACCUGCAGCUCUGUGUGCAAGUAGCUUCUAAGUAUCAUGAACAGCUGGGCACCCAGUCCCUUGUGGAGCUCUUUGAAUCCUUCAAAAGUUACGAAGGGUUGUUUUAUUUCUUGGGCUCUAUUGUGAACUUCAGUCAGGACCCAGAUGUCCACUUUAAAUAUAUCCAGGCAGCUUGCAAGACCGGCCAAAUCAAAGAAGUGGAAAGGAUCUGCCGGGAAAGCAACUGUUACAACCCAGAACGGGUGAAAAACUUCCUGAAGGAAGCUAAGCUCACAGACCAGCUCCCUCUCAUCAUUGUGUGCGACAGAUUUGACUUUGUUCAUGACUUGGUUCUCUACUUGUACCGUAACAGCCUCCAGAAAUACAUUGAGAUCUAUGUUCAAAAGGUAAACCCAAGCCGUAUUCCAGCAGUGGUUGGAGGGCUUCUAGAUGUAGACUGUUCUGAAGAUGUCAUUAAGAACUUGAUCAUGGUGGUGAGAGGUCAGUUCUCAACAGAUGAAUUGGUAGCUGAGGUAGAAAAAAGAAACAGGCUUAAGCUGCUCCUGCCCUGGCUCGAAUCUCGGAUUCAUGAAGGCUGUGAAGAGCCAGCAACACACAAUGCGCUGGCAAAGAUCUAUAUUGACAGCAACAACAACCCCGAGCGCUUCCUACGGGAAAACCCUUUCUAUGACAGCCGCGUUGUAGGCAAAUACUGUGAAAAGAGGGACCCACACUUGGCCUGUGUGGCUUACGAGAGGGGGCAGUGUGAUCUUGAGCUCAUAAAGGUCUGCAAUGAGAAUUCCUUGUUCAAGAGCGAAGCUCGCUACCUAGUCCGCAGAAAAGAUCCAGAGCUGUGGGUAAACGUUCUGGAGGAAAACAAUCCAUUCAGGAGACCACUUAUUGAUCAGGUUGUCCAAACUGCAUUAUCAGAGACUCAGGAUCCAGAAGAGGUUUCUGUGACUGUCAAAGCUUUCAUGACUGCUGACCUGCCCAAUGAACUCAUUGAGUUGCUUGAGAAGAUUGUUUUGGAUAACUCUGUCUUCAGUGAGCACAGGAAUCUCCAGAACCUCCUGAUCUUGACUGCCAUUAAAGCAGACCGUACACGUGUGAUGGAGUACAUCAACCGUCUGGACAACUACGACGCCCCCGACAUUGCCAAUAUCGCUAUUAGCAAUGAGCUCUACGAAGAAGCUUUUGCCAUCUUUAGGAAAUUUGAUGUGAAUACUUCCGCCAUUCAGGUGUUGAUAGAACAUAUUGGCAACUUGGAUCGUGCUUAUGAAUUUGCAGAGAGAUGUAAUGAACCAGCGGUUUGGAGCCAGCUGGCUAGAGCACAGCUCCAAAAGGAUUUGGUGAAGGAAGCCAUAGAUUCUUAUAUAAAAGCGGAUGAUCCCUCUGCCUACAUGGAAGUCGUCCAGGCAGCCAACAGAAAUGAUAACUGGGAGGAUCUGGUUAAAUUCUUGCAAAUGGCUAGGAAAAAGGCAAGAGAAUCUUACGUGGAGACCGAACUUAUUUUUGCCUUGGCAAAAACGAAUCGGCUCUCGGAGCUAGAAGAGUUUGUCAGCGGCCCUAACAAUGCUCAUAUACAACAGGUUGGAGAUCGCUGCUAUGAGGAGGGAAUGUAUGAUGCUGCAAAGCUGCUCUAUAACAACGUAUCUAACUUUGCUCGCCUGGCGUCUACCCUCGUUCAUCUUGGGGAGUACCAAGCUGCCGUUGACAGCGCCCGCAAAGCCAACAGCACCAGGACAUGGAAAGAGGUGUGCUUUGCCUGUGUGGAUGGAAAGGAAUUCCGACUUGCACAGAUCUGUGGUUUACACAUAGUAAUCCAUGCUGAUGAGCUUGAAGAGCUAAAUAGCUAUUAUCAGGAUCGUGGCUACUUUGAAGAGCUGAUUGGCCUCUUAGAAGCUGCUCUAGGCCUGGAGCGUGCUCACAUGGGCAUGUUCACUGAACUAGCGAUCUUGUAUUCUAAAUAUAAACCACAGAAGAUGAGAGAGCAUCUGGAAUUGUUCUGGUCCAGAGUCAACAUUCCAAAGGUGCUUCGAGCGGCAGAACAGGCCCAUCUCUGGGGAGAGCUGGUUUUCCUCUACGACAAAUACGAAGAAUAUGACAAUGCAAUAAUUACGAUGAUGAACCAUCCCACAGAUGCUUGGAAGGAAGGGCAAUUCAAGGAUAUAAUUGCAAAAGUGGCCAAUGUGGAGCUGUAUUACAAAGCCCUGCAGUUUUACUUGGAUUAUAAACCAUUGCUGAUGAAUGAUCUUCUCCUGGUGUUAUCUCCACGGCUGGAUCACACCAGGACAGUCAGCUUUUUCGCCAAGGUUAAUCAGCUGCCUCUAGUGAAGCCUUACUUACGCUCAGUCCAGAACCAUAAUAAUAAAGGAGUCAAUGAGUCACUGAACAACCUUCUGACGGAGGAAGAAGACUACCAGGGCUUGCGAGCAUCCAUCGACGCCUACGAUAACUUCGAUAACAUUACCCUGGCUCAGCGUCUGGAGAAGCACGAACUGAUUGAAUUCCGGCGUAUUGCUGCUUACUUGUACAAAGGCAAUAAUAGAUGGAAACAGAGUGUGGAGCUCUGCAAGAAAGAUCGCCUUUAUAAGGAUGCCAUGCAGUACGCUGCGGAAUCCAAAGAUGCCGAGCUGGCAGAGAAAUUGCUGCAGUGGUUUCUGGAAGAAGACAAGAAGGAGUGUUUUGCAGCUUCUCUCUUCACAUGCUAUGACUUGUUGCAUCCAGACGUGGUCCUUGAGCUAGCAUGGAGGCACAACAUUAUGGACUUUGCGAUGCCUUAUUUCAUCCAGGUGAUGAGGGAAUACCUUACCAAAGUUGAUGGUCUUUUUAAUAAGGUGGAUAAACUUGACGCUUCUGAAAGCCUAAGGAAAGAAGAGGAACAAGUAACUGAACCCACUCCAAUAGUAUUUGGCCAGCAGCUGAUGCUAACAGCAGGCCCCAACACGGUACCUCCACAGGGCAACUUCCCAUUUGGAUACACGGCACCAGGAUUCACCCAGCCGCCGGUUUACGGUUUCAAUAUGUAACUUGCGCUGCGACAGACCUUUCUAACCGGUCGUCUUCUCUUCCCGUCCCUUUUUACUUUUUUUUUUUUUUGGUCCAAGAAGGCAGCAGAGGGCUUCCUGUGUUGGCUUGAUUGCCUUUGCAAUCCCAUUCGGUUCAGAGACAUCCAAAGGACACUGUGUUAUUUAUUGCUAUGUCCUGUUACAUUUCAACCUCAAAAAGGCAGCUUCCCCCCCGCCCUCCUCCUCUUUUUUUCUUUCGUUACUGACAUUUCAAGGCUCUGUCUGAAGCUAAGGUGCUUCCUCCACUAAAACCAACAACACAGCAAUAACUUCCUGAGGCCAGGAGGAGCUGUGUUUGGGCUAGAGGAACGCUGGUACUUUUCUCAUUACAGAGUCCUUUGGGUAGCCACCUUUAGGCUGGGUAAUCUCCAAGCUGUUAGUGCUCAGAGUACUGUAACAGAUGCAUAAGCUCCUUGAGUAGCAGAAAUUAGCUUCAGAAUCUCCCUACUAGUUGGACACAUUGGAAAAAAACAUACGUGUAAUGCACACUUUCUGCCUUUCCGUUCCCCCCUACCCCACCCAAUUUCUUUGUACUACCAUGCAAAAAGGAAAUAAGUGUGUGGAUUGAGGGGCUGGUGCCGUUUACAGAAUGCUGAAGAAAAAGCAUGUAUGGCUUCUGGAGGAGUCUUCGAAACUCUUUAUUGGAGAAUAAAUCGGAUUGCAUUGCAGAGGAGACACUUCCCAGAUUACUUUUCUUGUAGAAUAACAGUGCGAGAGCAUGAUACUCGUUGGCAUCGAAUGGUUUAAAUCAAAAACAAAGCUCAGCUGUGUGAUUGGACAAGCCAAUGUUGGGGAGGGGGGCGUGCGUACACCAGGGCAGCCACAAGUGGUACAAAUACGUGGUACAAAGAAGACUGUGUUGGCAAACCGAGGAAUGUGAACUUCUGAAGGGACAGAAUGUGGUGCGCUUCUGCAUUUCGUAUCUUGACUCUGAACCUGAAAGCAAGGCUUCCUGCUAGACCGGUUGUGUUUGACUUGAGUUUCUAAGGAUAAGCAAUCCUAUGCGUGCUUAGACAGACCAGUUCCUACAAUUCCCUACGUGACCCAGUCAGUGUGGCUGGCUGGCAGCAUGCUGGGAGUUGUAGGACUUCUGUCUAAACAUGCAUAGGAUUGUGCCCUGAACCAGUCUUUUCCCAACGUGGUGUCCUCUAGACCUUUUGGACUACACCUCCCAUUGUUUCUGAUCUUUGGCCAUGGUGGGCGGGGCUGUUGGAAGUUAUAGACCAAAAUAUCUGGAAGACUGCAAAUUGGGAGAGGUUGCUCUAAACCUUCUGGGCCUCAGGAGAUGUCUGUUUGAACUGACAACAGUUCAACUUCGGGUUUCUUUUUUUCCCCUGGUUCUGCCAGGAUUCUGUGAUGUAAAUGUCCACCAUACAAUCUUUAUCUUCUCCCCCAAUAAGAGAAUGCCAACGGAGAUGUACUACUUUGUGCCACUCUUCAGAGACAUAUAUCAUUAACAUUUUAUGUACUUAAAAAACUAGAUAACAAUGUAUAAUUUAUGGCUAUGAAUCUUGUGCUAAUCAUGAAUAUUAUGGAAAGUCCAAUUAUAAACAUAAACCAAACUAGUGUCCACUGUGUGGUUUGAAAUACUGGGGCUGGAGGGAGUUGCUGGGUCAGCCAGCUUCGCCUGUAAAGCGGUGAAUGCAGCAACCGCAGAAAAGAUACCUGCUCAGAAUCCUUUUCCUUGGCCCAUCCUAGAACUAAGGGAAGAGGAGGAGAAAGAGUCCCUCCUAGUCAAACUGGAUUCAGUGAGCUCGGCUCGCAUAA